Messenger RNA from Leptidea sinapis, 1123 nucleotides. RefSeq lists its product as uncharacterized. NCBI's taxonomy places the organism in Eukaryota, Metazoa, Arthropoda, Insecta, Lepidoptera, Pieridae. Gene Ontology annotation, molecular function: nucleic acid binding; RNA-DNA hybrid ribonuclease activity. The record is from RefSeq and is a predicted model, not a curated record. The transcript has 2 exons. The coding region runs from base 1 to 990 and encodes 329 amino acids.
AUGCCUUUCAAUGCUCUUACUUUCCAACCCUCAGUAAUUUUAGACUUAGGUGUUGAUAAGUUUUCUAUAGAAGCAAAUAAAACUUUUUCUCAUAUAAUGGACUCAGAUUUUCGACAUUGGUAUAAAAUCUACACGGAUGCUUCAAAAACAGACAUCAGUCCGGUUGGGGCUGCAGUAUGGAUUCCCUCAACAAGAAUUAUACUGAGUUAUAGCUGCCCACCCACCACUUCUGUGUUUACAGGGGAAUCAAUCGCCAUUCUUGAAGCUAUUCUAUUUGUUAAGUCUCACAACAUGAACAAUUCUAUUAUCCUUUCAGACUCUAAAAGUUGCCUCCAAUCAAUUCUCUCAAAUCCGUUUAAGACAAAAAGUCAGUUUACCAUCAUUCUCAAAAUAAGAGAAACUUUGAAAGAGUGCUAUGAACUCAAAAUUAACAUAGUUUUAGCUUGGAUUCCAGGUCACAUGGGCAUCUCUGGUAAUGAAAAUGCAGAUGCCUGUGCUAGAUCAGCUGCUCAUUCAGGUUCCUUUCAGUAUUCAGAAAUAUUCACUCAUGACUUGUGCUCUACCCUGAAACCCAAGAUGUAUGAGAGUUGGUCAAACAUUUGGCAAGUUUCCAAAACUUUAAAAGGCAAAUUUUAUGGAGAACUCCAACCAGAAAUUCCUCAAAAACCUUGGUUCUCAAAAUGUAGGAUUCAUAAUAAAACAAUAAUCUCAACUAUAUGCCGCUUACGUUUAAACCAUGCCUGCACUCCAGUCUUUCUAGCAAAACUUAGAAUUAGGGAUCAUUCUCUAUGUGAUUGUGGCCUUGAUGAGGGAAACAUGGAUCAUUUAUUCUUUAGUUGUCCCUUAAUGCAAUCUUCUCUGCACAAUUAUAUACCCGCUGAAGUCCCCCGUCCAACCUCCGUUAAAUGUCUCCUCUCCCUAGUUUACACUCCUUUUGUAAAUAUUUUGUGUAAAUAUAUUAAAAUAAAUAAGAUUAAGUUAUAUUAUUAGAAAAUUAAACUUUAUGUAAUCUGAACACCGAUUAUUACCGUUAAACUUAGAAGACACAUACUCAAAGCUUGGUAGUCUAAUCUAACGUGAUUCUGGCAAAUCUGUGGUAUAUCUUCCACAGAAGCCACAGUAG